AUGUUCGCAUGCGAAUUUGUUUUUGCUCAAACCUGCGAUGAUGAUUAUAGCGAUGAGACGGGAAGAUCGUAUUGCGGCCAUGGUGGACUGGUGCCCAUCAGACAGUUUAAUUCCAGCGAUACAGAGAAUAUCAAUGGUGACAAAUACAUUGGAUACGGCAUGGCCACAGGACCUGUGAAUGAGAGUCGCAGGGUGAACAUGGCGAAAGCCUUCCUCUCGCCGAUCAAAGGUAGAACGAAUCUCUACGUGAUGAAGAAUAUCCAACGCCGUUCUCCUGGACGGAAUGACAGUGGUCGGAGUACGUUAAAGGACGAUAAUAUCGCCAGUCCACAAAUAUUAGUGCUCUACGGUAUCGGACCUAAACAACAUCUGCUCGAAGUAGGAAUAAAGAGCGUUGUUGAUUUGCCAGUCGGCAAAAAUCUUCAUACCCACAUUGGUUGGCAGGGCUUAUACUUGGCUUACGAGAACAAAACUGCGACGCCACUAUCACCUACAUCCAACAUGGACGAAGCUUAUCAGUAUCUCGUACAUAAACAAGAUAUUUUAAGAACCAACGGUGGCUUUGAUUUCAUAGGUGCUGCCCGUGUAAACGACUCGAAUUCCAAAUAUUCAGACAUGCAAUUCUUUCAUGCUCAUUAUAAACGAGGGGAUGUGGAUNAGGAUGUGGAUAAAGUGGUCAGGAUAUCGAAAAUAUUCAAUGUGAAUGACGAUAUAACGUAUGAAGUAUUGAAAAUAGUUAAAGAAGCCGAUGUAAUAAUGCCUAUGCCGUGUCUGCUAAAGACGAAAAGUACGGGUGAAUUGCCGUUGCGCAAAUCGAUA
Molecule: messenger RNA, 819 nt
Organism: Dinoponera quadriceps
Lineage: Eukaryota; Metazoa; Arthropoda; Insecta; Hymenoptera; Formicidae
Product: glucose dehydrogenase [FAD, quinone]-like
Exons: 4
Molecular function (GO): oxidoreductase activity; flavin adenine dinucleotide binding
Source: RefSeq, a predicted model, not a curated record